Molecule: messenger RNA, 1158 nt
Organism: Eimeria maxima
Lineage: Eukaryota; Apicomplexa; Conoidasida; Eucoccidiorida; Eimeriidae
Product: Possible RNA-binding protein, related, related
Exons: 4
Coding region: 1-1158 (385 amino acids)
Molecular function (GO): RNA binding
Source: RefSeq, a predicted model, not a curated record
AUGCUUACAACACCGGGGGCUGCAGCUGCUCCUCCCUCUGCUGCAGGGGGGGCCCCAUGGGGUCCCUCUGCAGCAGCAGGGGGCCCCUUAGGUCGUGUCUAUGGGUCCCGUAAUGUAUUAUAUGUACGUAAUCUUUCCCCUCUUGUUACGGAGGAACAUUUACGGGCAAUUUUCUCUCAUUGUGCGCAGCUGCUGCGUGUUGAAUUUAAACCUUUACCCUCUGCAGCAGCAGCAGCAGGAGGUGCAGCAGCAGCAGCAGGACGUUAUUGUGAAUUAGAGUUUGCUGAUAGUGCAGGCAUUACUGCAGCGUCACAACUAAAUGGUACAGAGCUGCUAGGUCUACCUAUGCAGGUAUCUGUAUUAAACCCUGGGGGCCCCUCUGCUGCUGCAGGGGGCCCCGGAGGUGGGGGCCCCACAGAGAAUCUUAUGCGUAUUGUUACCCCAUUGCCGAACCCUGUUGCUGCAGCAGCAGCAGCAGCAGCACCAGUUGUGCUUCCUCCUCCUGUUCAACCUAUAGGAGGUAUGGCAGCAGCAGCAGCAGCAGCGGCAGCAGCAGCAGCAGCUGGUGGUGCUGCACCUCUUUUAGCAGCAGCACCUGCAGCACUUGGUCUAGCAGCAGCAAAUCCAGCAUUAGCUGCAGCAGCAGCAAAUCCAGCAUUAGCUGCAGCAGCAGCAGCAGCAGCACUACCUGCAACUGCUGCUGCACUCCUUCCUGUUACUGUUGCUCCUCCUGCCCCCGUUACUGCUGUAGAGAUUGCCAUGCAAAAUCAUCUUGCUAAUCUACAGGCAGUACAAGCUGCUGCAGCACAAGCAAAACAAUUAGCAGCAAGAAAAAAGAGUGAAUUAGGUAUAGGUGUAGCAGUAACAGCAAUAGAUGGACGUCUUCCUCCUGCACAAUCUCUUGUAUCAGGAAUUAUUAAUCAUAAUUAUGAAUAUGAUACAUUAGAUAAGACUUGCUUCGUACAAGGAUUUCCUCAAGAGUAUGAUGAGAAUGAGGUAAAAAUGCUUCUUAGUGGUUUAGCAAAAGUUGCUGAUCUACGAUUAUCUACAAACCCUAAUAUACCCAAAUAUGCCAUAGUUGAAUUUGAGACUCCGCAAGAAGCAACGGGGAUGUUGGCAUUAGAUGGCAAAAAUAUCGGCACCUCUGUACUCAAGUAA